AUGAUGCCGCGUGUUUUUCUGGAGCACUGGGGCGGAAGGCGGACGUUCUCAUGUGAGAAGUGCGGCACUUACCUUUCCAACAGAGACCUUCGAGAUGGAACUCGAUUAGCGCCUGCUGCGAGUAGUUGGAAUCGCGCAGAGUGUAAACUUAUCUUUGACGUAAGCUGCACGGGGCGGGCGUUUCUCUUCCGUCGUGUCGCUAACGUUCGAUACGGAGAACCUGUUGCAAGGAAGUUAACAACAGGAAAACAUUUGGUUCGUGACGUUUUUUGUCUCGUGUGUGAUACCAAGUUAGGAUGGCUUUAUGAAUUUACACAUGAAAAUACGGAAAGAUACAAGGAAGGGAAAUGUAUACUGGAACGAAGACUUGUUCGGGAAAUGGAAGUGACUAACAACCAGCUUGCCGAACGUUUGUUCGAGCAUGAGGAACCAGCAUCUCCUGCAAAGCUUCGACUGAACUGGAAGCGAUUAUAG
Messenger RNA from Necator americanus (New World hookworm), 474 nucleotides. RefSeq lists its product as uncharacterized. Gene Ontology annotation, cellular component: ubiquitin ligase complex. The coding region runs from base 1 to 474 and encodes 157 amino acids. NCBI's taxonomy places the organism in Eukaryota, Metazoa, Nematoda, Chromadorea, Rhabditida, Ancylostomatidae. The transcript has 6 exons. The record is from RefSeq and is a predicted model, not a curated record.